UUAAAAUUAGUGGAUUCAUGGAUACAUUUCAACUGUUCAGAUUUGCCGUGUAUUUGUUGAACCAUGCUUCCAAGCUUAAGCAAUUAGUCAUCCAGCGAUCGCCUUUCCGAUUCGAUACCAAAAAACAGCAUUCUCGACAUAAAGCACAGUGUCGAUCUAUCUAUAAAUGCCUUUCCGCCUUUUUCUAGAGAUGUAAAGUUGAUUGUCCGAUGAAACAUUCAUCAAUUUGUUUGUUCAUUUUAGCAUCUAUUCGGAGUUUAAUAAUCUAAAAGCUGCUGAAUAUUAGAUUAAUUUUGGAAUCAAAUCAUUAGAGUUUGAUCUCGGAUGGAACACUGUGUAAUUAUGUAUAAGUAUAAGUUAAAAUUAAAUGUUUUUUCUAUUUUGAGGUUUCCUAUUGUCUACAAGUGUUAGUAUUUGAAUUGGUAUCAAAUAUUAUUACACAGUGAGAGUUCUAUUCUCUCAAGGUUUCUUAUAUAUUUAGCUAUUUGCUGUCUCAAAAGCAAUCUAAUCUGUCCAUUAUUGGCAUAAUAAUGCGUCGCCGCAAAUCAUCGAAAACUUGUUCAACUUCAUCGAACAAGGAUGCAAGUGACUGUAACACAGCAAGAGAUCUUAUCAGUAACUUACCCGAUGAAAUUCUUAGUGACAUUCUCUCAAAAUUGCCACUGAGAGAAGCUGUAAGAACGAAUGUUCUAUCACAUAGAUGGAGGCAUGUUUCAGCAUUCCCAACUGAUCUAACGUUUGACCAGUUUAACAUGUUGGAUGACGAUGAUCAAGACCAUGAAAAACACUUUCAUACCUUCUAUGAAAACAGAUUUAUAAGAAGAGUUGAUAAGUUUCUAGAAUUCUUCAAGGGAACAAAGAUAAGCAAUAUUAAGCUAUGCUAUUGUCUUGGUUAUAAUCGCACAAAUGAUAUAAAUCGAUGGGUCAGGUUUGCAGUGCAAAGAGGUGCUGAAAAUCUGUAUCUUGGAUUACAAUGUAAGAAACACCGUCCCCUACCUUUUCCUAACACCGCAAAACAGAAGUAUGUGUUAGAGGAAGACAUAUUUGAGGGUAGUAGACAGAUUAAUGUAAAGCAUUUGCACUUGCUUGGUUGCUGCAUAGGAAAAAGCAUAAGCCGGCAAUUUAGUUGCUUGGAGACUCUCGUCAUGGAAUAUUCACCUCUAGCCCGAUAUGAUCUGCACAGCAUGUUUUCUUGUUUGCCGAAUCUCAGAAAUCUGGCGUUCAAACAGUGUGACCUUCCUGCCAUGUUGUGCUUUGCUUCUUUACUUGCUCUGAGGGAACUUCAAUUCAUACAAUGUUUCGGAAUCAAAAGUAUCAAACUGUCUAAUGACAAGCUUAAGAGUCUUGCAUGUAUGAGUUGUGAUGGCCUAAAAUUGAAUUUCCUUAGGGCUCCUGUGUUGAAUACCUUGAUCUAUUUUGGUAACAACACUGUACAAAUGCUCCAAAUUGCUUCUCGACUUCAACAAUUAUCCGAACAUGUCAUCAAGGUGACGAAUAUCCACAUUCGAUCUGAAAUUUACUGGGGUAAUUUCUUGCCGUUGCCAGAAAGGAUGCUUAUCUUCAGUAGUGUGUUACAUUUAAAGCUCGAGCUAAUGCGUAAAAUGAAAUUCGACAUACAGAAGAUGAUUUCCGUUCUUAGAGCCUGUCCUCAUUUGAGAGGAUUGAAUUUAGCGUUUCAUUGCAUAAAAGAUGUAAACCACAAAACUCUCCCACUUGGAGAUUAUUUUCCUGAGCAUUUGGAGGAUGUUGGAAUUGGUGGAUUUGCGGAUACAUUUCAACAGUUCAGAUUUGCUGUGUACUUGUUGAAAAAUGCUUCCAAGCUUAAGCGAUUAGUCAUCCAGCGACCGCCUUUGCACAUUGCUACCGAAAGACAGCAAUCUCGGCAUAAUGAACGACGUCAAUCUAUCUAUAAACGCCUUUCCGCCUUUUCUAGAGAUGUAGAGUUGAUUGUCCGAUGAAACAUUCAUCAAUUCUUUUGUUCAUUUUAAUUAGUAUCUAUUCGGUGUUUAUAUAUCUAAAAGUUGAUGAAUAUUAAAUUAGU
This is a messenger RNA of Mercurialis annua (annual mercury), 2041 nucleotides long. RefSeq names its product putative F-box protein At1g49610. The record is from RefSeq and is a predicted model, not a curated record. The transcript is spliced from 4 exons. The coding region runs from base 531 to 1958 and encodes 475 amino acids. Lineage: Eukaryota; Viridiplantae; Streptophyta; Magnoliopsida; Malpighiales; Euphorbiaceae. Gene Ontology annotation, molecular function: protein binding.